This is a messenger RNA of Orussus abietinus, 1912 nucleotides long. Its product is annotated as trypsin-1. The record is from RefSeq and is a predicted model, not a curated record. Lineage: Eukaryota; Metazoa; Arthropoda; Insecta; Hymenoptera; Orussidae. Gene Ontology annotation, biological process: proteolysis. The transcript is spliced from 6 exons. Gene Ontology annotation, molecular function: serine-type endopeptidase activity. The coding region runs from base 92 to 892 and encodes 266 amino acids.
CACUACACAAUGAGACUAUCUUGUCUUAUCAGAGGAAAUCCAGGUACAUUAUCGCUGAUACCUCCAGCAAAGGCAAUCAGUUUCGGUCGUAAUGUUUCGCUGGUCAGUAAUGUCGUUUGGUGAAAAGAUUCACGGGAUGUCAAAGACCGUCUUAGUUUUCAUAAUUUCCCUUUCGGUAUCGCCCAUUCUCGGGUUUGAAUUCAAGAUCAUAGGCGGACAACCUGCGGCGAUAGAGCGUUAUCCAUAUCAGGUGUCAAUCCAGUACAAUGGAGUUCACGAUUGUGGCGGUUCAAUAAUAUCUAACCGAUGGAUUUUGACAGCCGCUCAUUGUCUCGUUGGGAAGACCCCAAAGGCUUUAAAAAUCCGAAUUGGCAGCGCUAAUGUUAAUCAAGGAGGUCAUCUCAUCUCAGGCAUAUCUUCCAUAAUUUUCCACGAAAUGUACGACGACGAUAGUUACGAUUACGAUGUCGCCCUGAUAAAGCUGACGAAGGCUUUGCCGUUCAGCAGUUCGGCGCGCGCCGUCACCUUGGCUUCCUCUUCGUCCGCCGUGACCACGGGGCUUACGGCGGUGGUUACGGGAUGGGGAAAAACCACGCCCACCGGCUCGAUGUCCACCAGGCUGCAGUCCCUGAUGGUGCCCAUCGUCGACCAGAAGACGUGUCAGAAGACGUAUUUGCAUCUGAACGUGGUCACGGACAGGAUGCUGUGCGCUGGGUACAUGACGGGCGGGAAGGACGCCUGCCAGGGUGACUCUGGAGGACCUUUGGUGCACAACGGGAGGCAGGUGGGAAUAGUGUCCUGGGGAGCAAAAUGUGCAUCACCAGGAUAUCCUGGCGUCUACACUCGCGUAUCCUCGGUGCGAAGUUGGGUAACGAAAAAAGCCGGAGUGUAAGGGACCCCGCCAUUAUCUUAGCAGUAAAGAAGGAAAGCCUCGGAUAGGAGGUACUUGUUGCAACACAACAUCCUUGGCGUGUAAUUGUUUGUUGAUCCUGGCGAGAAUGGGAGGUUUCUAGAGCGCCGCUUGAAGUUAACGACACGCGUAACGAGCGUUGUGUCUCGGUAACGAGACCAGCCUAGAAUUGAGAGCCGCUGAGGCUAAUUAUCGAUAUUACAUCAGGCUGUAAAACCGAUCCUAGCUCCGGCAUUUUCUGGGAAGGCUGCGAAGUUUACAGGAUUGUUCCUCGGCGCGACUUUGUCGUCCAACUUUGUCGCGACGCCACGUGGCAGAGCUCUCUCGCCGGGGAAAAGUCGGAAAAUCGGUCCUCGUCUUCAAAGAUUUCCCCCCCAGCGAGGAGGAACUCUUCAAGGUCUGUCGGGAAAUGUCGGAAUAUCGGGUUUGAAGAUUUUUCCUGGGGAGGAGGAUCCUUUCUCGUACUUUCUAGGACUGGUUCCUCCAACGCGAUCGUGUCUUCGGGUCCGUUCCAGUGUCUUCCGGUUGUCUACGCCGCCAUUUUGGCUUUCUGAAUUUCCUCUUUUCGAUUUUCCGGGGGCAGUGGGGGACCUACGGAAAGUGCUGAUUGUUAAAACAGGACAAUUGUUGCUGAAAUGUUGCCCAGACGCCUGGAAUCGUGAACGCAGAUUUCGUCGGUUCUUUUGGUGUGGUGAGUUCGCCGGAAGUGGUCACUAUUUAGUAUUAUUUUAGCCAUUGUUCGCCAUUUAGUAUAGUAAAGAUAACUAGUAAUCCUUAUCGGAAGAGGGCCAAGGUGAUUUUAAUUUGCACUUAUGGGUGGCAGUUAAUAAUAGAUACGGCUUGGUAAUGUUUAUUAAAGGGAUUAAGUUCGAUAGCAACUAUCGUGGCAGAAUUGGAAGCAACUAAUAUUUUUCAUUACGUGAUAUUUAUUACUGGCAAUUUUAAUUUCUUUCUAAUAUAUUAAUCAAUAGUUAGAAAUUACAAAAAGGAAUCAGUAGGUGC